AUGUCUCUCCAUACCUCCUACCACGCCGACUCCGAUGCGGACGAUGAGUACGAACGCAGUGUCAUAACUUCACCUCACCUUCCCAUCGACUCGGAAUCUUCUCCCACGGACUCCGAUAUUCAUUCAACAGAACACACCCCGACCAAAUUUGGACAUCCGAUCGAUGGUCCUCGUUCACCGCGAACACUCAUCACGGAAUGGGGAGUUGAUGAAUGCAAUGAAUUUUUAACAUCACUUGGAUUGCUGCAGUAUCACGGAAUAUUUCGAGAGAAUGGGAUUGUCGGUGAAGCCCUGGUUGCCCUGAAGCAUGAUGAGCUGAAGGAAAUGGGCAUCAACAGUGUAGGACAUCGACUGACGAUUUUGAAAAGCGUGUAUGAAAUCAAAGUCAAGCAAGAUGUUCCUCUCGAUGCAGACCAUUAUAUCCCACUUACGGCGGACCAGAGUAUGAAUGAAACUGCUACACAAGAGGAUCUCGCGCGUUUAAUCAAAUCGAUCCAAGUUCGAGACGAAAAACUCAUGCUGGUUGAAACAGAGUUGCGCCGGAUCACAGACGAUUACCGACGAUUGCGCGAAGAAAUUCUACCAGUGAUCAAGAUGGUAAAAGAUCGGUCACAUCCAUUACCUCCACCCACUUCGCAUGGACAAUCAGAAAACUGGCACGACAGCUCGGCCACUCUCACGUCAACUCCCCAACCCACUAUCACCCAGGAAUCUUCAUCAUCUAAAAUUGCGCGGGCUUUCUCCAAGCGCAUCCAUCCUAACGGUAAUUCAUCCAAAAACAAUUCGCCAACUCACCCUCCACCUACGGGCUAUGAUGGACGCACUCAUCACGACACCCUUAAUCCGUCAGGCACUGCCUCAUCCCAUCUCACAGCCGGGUCGCAACUAUCGCCCGGAAUUCCUUCACCUACGUCGCCUCACCACCACCACGCUCACCCUCAAACCCUCAAUCCACGAUCAUACACCCAACCACUCUCCAGCGCGAAUCGCAACACAUCCUAUGAUUAUGCCGAACAGACGCCGACAAUACAUUCUAGAGACCGAUCCACUCCGAGUCAGCUUCCAGCAUCCCGCGCCGAGACACCAUCUACUGCAUCACGUCUUGACCCACGACUCGACAGGUCUGACUCACGGGGUGGUGGCGGCGGCGGAGGUGGAGGCGGCAGCGAAAACCCAAAUAGCGUGGAAAUCUUCAAAUCAUUUCGGGUCUCUUGGGAAGACCCAUGCUACAAGGUCCUACCGGCUGCUCUUAAGAAAUACAACAUCAACUCUGACUGGAAGAACUAUGCGCUUUACAUUGUUUAUGGAGAUCAAGAGCGUUGUCUGGAAUUGCAGGAAAAGCCCCUUCUCUUGUUCAAGCAGCUAGAAAAGGAAGGACGGAAGCCCAUGUUCAUGUUGCGAAAAAUCCACAUGGACAACCCUGCAGGCACUCCAGGGCCUGCAUUAGCGCCUAAUAGCGCUGGCUUCGAUGGUGGCCGACAAGGACAAAUCAAUCUUCCAGGCGGUGUGCUCUGA
This is a messenger RNA of Penicillium roqueforti, 1515 nucleotides long. Its product is annotated as adaptor protein STE50. The coding region runs from base 1 to 1515 and encodes 504 amino acids. The record is from RefSeq and is a predicted model, not a curated record. Gene Ontology annotation, molecular function: protein binding. NCBI's taxonomy places the organism in Eukaryota, Fungi, Ascomycota, Eurotiomycetes, Eurotiales, Aspergillaceae. Gene Ontology annotation, biological process: signal transduction. The transcript is spliced from 3 exons.